AUGAUACUAGGUAGUGGUGGUAGCCGACUAGUGCUGCAGAAUCGAAUGAAAAUCAUUACCCGCAAGCUUCGAUUUUCGCCCCGUCGUCGCUAUUACUGUGCCGUCGGGUGUGCUACCGUCGUCGUGCUGGUGUUGUUCGGAGUGGUCGCAUAUCUACUGACGGGCGUUUACUACUGUUUCGAUGUGCUCGUUGAGUGGAAAAUUUCAAAAACAUGCAACCAGUACUACAGCAAUGAAAUCACGGGCUACAUGUGCCCGGAGCUCUGUGCCGGAGACACGAUAUCGGAGUUCCGGUGCCCUUCCACCGACCAGGCGAUGCUUCAUCCUGCGCAUCCUAACCGUUUCUUGGCGCGCAAAGCCCAACAGUUCGUAGUGCUGAAGCAUGCGGUACCGGAUGCGAGCUAUGAGAAGCUCUCCUGGAUCGAUAGUCACCGGCGGGAGGAACACUUCCCAACGGAAUCCGAGUACGUUGGCAUCGUGCGACGUUACAUUGCGUUGCAGUACGAUUUGCAGUUACCCUUCGAUAAGCUAAACAAUUUGCUCAAGCUGAAGAACAAGAACAAUCACGUCCUGUUCCACGCCAGCAUGCGCAACAGCUGGAACCUUAUACAAAACAACGAGUACCUGCUGAGUCGACUGUACGAGGAGAAGGAAAUCUUUCCGCAGGUGAUCGGUACCUGCGGCGAUCUGUUCAUCACCGAGCUGCUGGAGACGGUCGAGUUCGACGAGCGGCGGUAUCACUUUACGAAUCACAUUGAUCUGUCCAAGUGGCGGUACCACAUCAAGGUGGCCGUCCUGAUACUGGACUAUCUGGAGGAGAUGGCUCAGAAUAGGUUCCAGAUGUGUUCGGUUAUACUGGCCGGGUUCGGUAUCAGCGACAGUCGCAUGAAAUACCACGAUCUCCGGUACAUUAUUCCGGAGGCGUCGAUCGAUCGUAAGCUUUCGGAUGGACGUUCGUGCCAGUCGGAUAACGAUUGCUUCUACUACGAUUGCCGGACCCGUUGCAACACGACAGUCCAUCAGUGUACAACCCGGUUGCUGAACAACAACCUGCAGAUUGUUUGCGAGAAGAUAUUCCGCGGAACUGCCGGUGAACCAGGCAUCUUGGUGACGGAGAAAAGCCCGAACCGUUUGUUGCGUAUCCUGGAGCGUUGUGCACACCCCGUCAGCAAGGCGGACACAGACAAGAAACGCCCGUGGGGCGCAUCGAAUCUGGUGAAAAAACAGCUGUACAACGAGCUGACGAGCAUCUACGAGCAGCUUGCCUCCUCGAUCUACUCCUAAUCCUACAAUGGAGACCACGACAGGGCACGACUCGGGUCAGUAGCCAAUUGCAUUGAUAAUC
Molecule: messenger RNA, 1345 nt
Organism: Anopheles bellator
Lineage: Eukaryota; Metazoa; Arthropoda; Insecta; Diptera; Culicidae
Gene: aln
Product: divergent protein kinase domain 1A
Exons: 4
Coding region: 1-1284 (427 amino acids)
Source: RefSeq, a predicted model, not a curated record